GAGCGGUCUAGAGUGGGGUGGAGCGGAGUCAGUACGGUAGCUUAUGACGAGUAUCUCAUCCUUUCGCUCCUCCUUCCACCUCUAUAUAUCCUCCCUCUUCUUCUCCUUCUGCUCUUGUGCGCCCCCCCUCGCCUUCACUCGCAAUCUGUUGUAGCUACCCCGCCAACGCUACGGUUACUUCCACUGCUACCGCCGCCACUAAACUGCCCACGUAUCAUAACUUACGAUAAACAAAUCGAAGAAAGAAAAAAUGGCCUCUCCAGCUCACGCAUUCUACUGCUUCGAAGUCCUCUCAGCGAACUUCGAGAAACGCCAUUCUCGUCCGUUGGCUAAAAUCGAGGAAAUCUACCACAAACACAAGGCUUCCUCUGCUGCGGCUGCUACGAACGGGCACACAAAUGGUCACGCGAACGGGCAUGCAAAUGGCCAUGCCAGCGGUAUUCAUUCGGCCCCGCUGUUUGUCACCUGGAAUAGGUUCCCCAAGUCCGGUCCCAAGUACCUUCGUGGGUGUAUUGGGACUUUUGAAGCUCAGCUGUUGGACUACGGACUUAAGACCUAUGCCCUCACUUCUGCGUUGGAAGAUACCCGUUUCAAUCCCAUCACUCUCAAAGAGCUUCCGAAGCUCGAAUGCGCAGUUACCAUCCUGACUGACUUCGAACCCGCCGAGGGUCCCAUGGCUUGGGAAAUUGGCACUCACGGGCUUAGGAUUAACUUUGUGUACCAUGGCAGACGCAUGGGAGCUACUUAUCUCCCCGACGUAGCCAAGGAGCAGGGUUGGACUAAGGAGGAGACUUUGGUUAGUCUUAUGCGCAAGGCGGGAUGGACCGGGAAGAAGGAUGAUUGGAAUAAGGUUCAAUUGGACGUUGUCACUUAUCGCGGGACUAAGGCGAGCGUCACGUGGGAGGAGUAUAGAGGUUUGCUUGCGGUAGAAGGGGAGGAGGAGGAGGAUGAAGAUGAUUUGGAUGAGGGGGAGGAGGAAUAGACUUAGAAUGCGUUGCUUUUUAUUUUAUUUUAUACUUUCUUGUGUCUCGUAGAGGUUAUAGCUAGAUGUAGUGAUGGUGAACGCUGCAUAGAUAUGCUUUUUUCCUUUUUUCCUUUUUCCCUUGAGAGGGGAAUUGGGGGGGGGUGGG
Messenger RNA from Tuber melanosporum (Perigord truffle), 1130 nucleotides. RefSeq lists its product as uncharacterized. The transcript has 3 exons. Lineage: Eukaryota; Fungi; Ascomycota; Pezizomycetes; Pezizales; Tuberaceae. The record is from RefSeq and is a predicted model, not a curated record. Bases 251 to 982 code for a protein of 243 amino acids.